AAAUAGUUAUCAUCAGCUCUAUGUUGUAAGUCUGUGUGCCUCUGUCUGCUUUCUCAGAGCUGGUUUCACAUCUUUUCAGACCAGUUCAGUUGUCCUCUGCUCUGUUCCUCUCUGGUUUUGUUCCUGUUGGUUCUCCAGUUUUUACCGUGUUAAGAUUUUCUUUUUGCCUGCCUGCCAGCUUAUCCACCAACUGACUAGAUUUAAAGAUGGGAAAAGUCCGCACCAAAACAUUGUUGCUGGGGUUUUCUCUUGGUCUGUUGGUCCUCUAUCUCAGUAAAGAUUUUACUGCCAAAAGAGUCAUUUGUAUCCCCAAAAAUGUGAGAGAGGGGAGCAGUGAAAUAAGAAGAUCCACAACGAACAACUCCUACGUAUACUCCUUCCCGAAAUGCCAACAAAACGCAUCUGCUGGAAAUGUCGAAGGCUUCGGCUCUCUUCCUGGUAAUAUAAAAGACUUUCUCUACCAUAAACACUGUCGACAUUUUCCCAUGAUACUGGACGUUCCUGACAAAUGUGGAGGAGCUGAUGAAUCUGCAGACGUCUUCCUUCUCCUGGUCAUUAAAAGCAUCCCUGAUAACUUUGAACGCAGAGAGGUACUGCGCAAAACCUGGGCUAAAGAGAGGCUGCACAACGGUGUGCAGAUCCGGAGGAUCUUCAUCUCAGGAGAGACGGGUUCUGGUUUUGAAAGAGGGAGACAGAACAGACUUCUUGAGCUGGAACAAAAUGAGUACAAUGACAUUCUUCAAUGGGACUUUAGAGACACGUUCUACAACCUCACCUUAAAGCAGGUACUCUUCCUAGAGUGGAUGGAAAGAAACUGUCCGAAAGCUCGCUUCUUGCUAAAUGGUGAUGAUGACGUUUUUGCCAACACAGACAACAUGGUUGAGUAUCUCCAAGGCCUCAGGGACAAUGAUGGAAGCAAGCACCUCUUUACCGGACAUUUGAUCCAGAACGUGGGGCCCAUUAGAUCACCAGGGAGCAAGUACUAUGUCCCAGUACAAGUGCAGGAGUCAGAGUCUUAUCCCCCUUAUUGUGGUGGUGGAGGCUUCCUCCUGUCUGGCUAUUCAGCUAUGGUCAUAUACAACAUGUCCAAGUCCAUCCCUUUUAUUCCUAUUGAUGAUGUUUACAUGGGGAUGUGUAUGGCCAAAGCUGGAUUAGGUCCAGUUCACCAUAUGGGUGUAAGGACAGCAGGCAUGUACAUUCCCUCGCAUAAACUAGAUGAAUUUGAUCCCUGCUAUUAUAAAGAGAUUUUACUGGUGCACAGAUUCCUUCCAGCAGGCAUCUAUCUUAUGUGGCAAAGAAUAAAUGACCCCAAUCUAAAAUGUGAAUUGGCAAAGAAAUCAUUUUAGUAGCAUUAAGCUCACUGGUGGUGUCAAUACCCUGUGAUCAAUUGACGGCAGGUCUAUGACACAGUCUCUAAUAUCACUGGUAGAGGUUUAACCUAAACCAGACAACAACAAAAAACAGAUCCAUACCCUGACAGUGACACAGAGUCCUUAUGUUUGCAACAUAAAGUUAUAUUUGCAUGAUACAUGAGAAUUAUUGUCCAAAAUAUAGUGUAACGCUGAAACAACGUUGCCUUUGUGAUUCAUAAUUUAACCCUUUGCAUCUGGCACCUGCUCUCCAGAAGAAACUGUAUUGUAACUCCAAACAGAAAAUAUUUGUUAUGCCCUCUAUUUGCCAAUUUAAAGAUUAUUUUACAAACUUGACCUCAAUGUGGCAGCCUGUCAAGUUUUGUGAUUUAUUGAAGAAACUCAUUGAUAUAUGGCACAUGUUUGACACAUGUGCCCUUUUAAUAAUGUUAUUGUUUUAUUUGUUCUGUAGACGCAGUAUAAUCACAACUAUGAAGAGGGAAAGUGGUUUCUGACACAGAAUUUGUUGAAGAUCACAGAUUGUAACAUUUUAUCAGUGGAUGAUUGCUUGUGUGUGUUUUGUGUGUUUCGUUGGUUAGUGUGGCUGUGGGUUUAUGUUUUGACUGGAGCUUGGUGUUGGUCCACAAUUCUGACUUGUUGGUUGCAAAUUGUUCAAAAAAACAUUAACAACCAGAAGUUGGCAGUACUGUAUAAGGUAUAAUGUUGUGGCCAAAGUCUUACAAAAUAUUGUCAAAUAAUUUCUCAGGUUUAAAAGAAAGAAAAAUGUUAUUUUAUAUUUAGCUUUAGCUCAUAUAUGUAC
Hippoglossus stenolepis (Pacific halibut) is the source of this 2169-nucleotide messenger RNA. Its product is annotated as N-acetyllactosaminide beta-1,3-N-acetylglucosaminyltransferase 3-like. Gene Ontology annotation, molecular function: hexosyltransferase activity. The transcript is spliced from 2 exons. Gene Ontology annotation, cellular component: membrane. Lineage: Eukaryota; Metazoa; Chordata; Actinopteri; Pleuronectiformes; Pleuronectidae. Bases 207 to 1346 code for a protein of 379 amino acids. The record is from RefSeq and is a predicted model, not a curated record.